Mytilus trossulus (common blue mussel) is the source of this 1297-nucleotide messenger RNA. Its product is annotated as glyoxal reductase-like. Gene Ontology annotation, molecular function: oxidoreductase activity. Lineage: Eukaryota; Metazoa; Mollusca; Bivalvia; Mytilida; Mytilidae. The transcript has 7 exons. Bases 97 to 951 code for a protein of 284 amino acids. The record is from RefSeq and is a predicted model, not a curated record.
AUAUAUGUACGAAAGAGAAAAUAAGAAAAUGUAACGAACGGUCUUCAUCUUAUGUAAAGAUACCUUGAUAGUGUAGACAGAUAUCUAUCCGAGGUCAUGUACAGUUUACGUACCGUCAUGGUAACGAUAGCGAAAGGUUUGGAAUCGAGAAUAAAAUUAUCUGAUGGUAAUUCAAUGCCAAUGUUUGGCCUUGGUAUGUUUAAUACUAGUGGUAAUGAAGCUGAGAAAGCAGUAGUAUAUGCUUUGUCACAAGGAUACAGAUUGAUUGAUACAGCUGAAAUUCAUGGGAUCGAAGAAGAGAUAGGAAGAGGUAUUGAGAUGUCUGGCGUAGACAGAAAGGAUAUAUUUGUUGUGAACAAGCUGUCUGAAAAUGGUUACGAUAGAUGUAAACAAGUGUUCACGGAAAGCCUAAGGAAAAUGAAACUGGAUUACAUAGAUUUGUAUUGUAUUCAUAAUCCUGCAAAAGGAAAAAAUGUGGAAACCUAUAAGGCUAUGAUAGAACUACAGGAACAGGGAAUGAUAAAGUCUUUAGGUGUCAGUAACUUUGGUGUUCACCAUCUAGAAGCUUUAAAAUCUGCCGGACUUCCAACACCAGUGAUCAACCAGAUAGAGCUCCAUCCAUGGCAACAAAAAACAGAAAUUGUCAACUAUUGUCGUGCUAAUGGUAUAACAUUGAUGGGAUACUCACCUCUAUGUAAAGGCAGAAAAUUCAACGAUAAGCUAUUGGUAGAUAUUGCAGAAAGAUAUAAGAGGUAUGUACCUCAGAUUUUGAUUCGAUGGAGCGUUCAGCAUGGUUUCGUUACAAUACCAAAAUCCUCUGAUCAAAGACAUAUAGAAACAAAUGCCGAUGUGUUCGAUUGGUCUUUAAAGGAAGAUGACAUAGAAUUGAUGAAAACAUUUACAGAUGAAUAUUGCACCUGGAACCCUUGCGUUUCUCCAUGGAACGGAUAAAUAAUCUGCAAUCAUGCCAACAGUUAAACUGCUGGUCUGAUGAUAUUCGCUAAGGUUGUUUUUUCAUCACCAUUGGUACGAACCUAUUAAAAGUAACAUUAAAGAUGAACAUUUGAGUAACAAUUUGAACAGAGGACAACACAUGUAAUCUUGUUAACGGUAAAUAUCAGGGACUACAUAAAAUCGACGUCUAUAUGUUGUUAGAACAUCAGACCUUCUAAUUUUGGGUAGUUUCCUUAAUCUAAAGUUUACAAGGAUAUAUAAGUUAUAAAAACUUAUGAGAUGGUGGCUAAGUAACAGAACAUCAUCAGUAUAUUUUAAAGUUAUAUUAAAGACUUAAGCAAGA